Molecule: messenger RNA, 3070 nt
Organism: Bolinopsis microptera
Lineage: Eukaryota; Metazoa; Ctenophora; Tentaculata; Lobata; Bolinopsidae
Exons: 7
Coding region: 23-2908 (961 amino acids)
Biological process (GO): regulation of transcription by RNA polymerase II
Cellular component (GO): nucleus
Molecular function (GO): DNA-binding transcription factor activity, RNA polymerase II-specific
Source: RefSeq, a predicted model, not a curated record
AGUUUGUAAUAUUUAGAAGAUAAUGUCACUGUGGAAGUUGUUUGAAGGGGCCAGGUACUGUGGAGGUGUGUGUGAAAACAGUCUCAAAAGAUACAAGAGAAUAAGAGAUAACAGAGAUAAGUUGGUUGAACUGGGUUUUAUGACACUAGAUGAACCACUGGAAUGUUACCGGACUAAAGAAUGGGAGGAACAUACCUCAGCCUACUCACAGUAUGAAAUAUUGCUGAAUCAGUAUGAAGAUGGGUUAAUAAAACUUGAGGAGGUUGUUAAUAUUGAUCCCAGAAACCCCGCUGAGAGGUACAGCUCAGACAGUGACAAAGACAGUCCUGUAGUCAAUACGAAGAAGAAAUCUCCCAACAAAAAGAAGAAGUCCCAGAAAGGUAAACAUAAGAAUGGAAGAGUUGAGACUAAAAAGAUAAAAGUAGAACAGCUAGAUUGUAUGGAAUGUGUAAGACAAGUUAAUCAGCCUGAAGAAGCUGAAGCUCCUGAAGUAGAGGAACUAGAGAUGUUCCUACACUCAGAACCUGACUCUGUACCAGCAUUACAAGAUCUACUUGUCAACAAGAAUCUAGCAUCUCACCUCGGAGAAGGUCCUGUAGAUGUGUGUAAACUGAUUGCAGAAAACCCUGAGUUUACACAUGAAAUAUGUGAGGCUAACAUAGACCCUCUUAUGUCUGAUGAGGAGUUCUAUAAAAUUACUUGUGAGACUUAUCCUGGUGGCUGGGAGAAAUUCCUGGAGGACAUGGAGAAUGAAGAGUCCUCAGAUGAGGAGAUAGAUAGAAUUGAGCUGCCCCCUGACCUCUAUAAUGAACUUAUGUCAGACAAGAGUAAUGAUGUACCUGACGAUGACGAGGAACAGUAUAAGUUUGGUAGAAUAAACAAGGACCAGGCAGAUACUUGUCUUGAUCGAGCACUUGAGUUGUAUGAUAACUAUCACAACAUGACUCAGGACGAGUAUAACAAAAAAGUGAAGGAGGUGCUCAAAGAUAUGGAUAGAAUUACUGUUCUAGAUAAUGAGGGCGACCAUACCAAAGCGAGUACUAACAAAAGUAACAUACCACAAAGCAAAGAAUAUGCCAGAACAACACCUGAACCUAAUGACAACUUACCCUCUUGUAGCGGUACACACAACGAUACUGAACGUAGUGACAUGGUAACUCCAGAUAAAAGUAGCAGUAGUUAUCAUAAGAGUGAAACAGACAAUGUGAGAAUUGAUAACACAUCUGGUGUAACAACAGAGUCUAAUACCAGCUACAGCUCUGUAACACAAACAAAGAAACUCCCCACCAUACUCAGUAACAGAGAAGUGUACGAGAAUAUUGACAAUAUUCCCCGUCCUUCUUAUUGGUUACCUGAGUCGGAACCUGACCCUGAGAAGAAAGAAGAAGAGAUAGAUGAUUUUGAGUAUCUAGGAAUGUUGGAUGAUGGUUAUCUACUAAGCUUGUUUGACGAAGAUAAAGAAACAGAAGAGAUGCCAAACACUGCACAGACACACAUUAGUGUUCCUACAGAUACCACUGCUGAGAGAGAUAACAUUCAGGAAGACUUCUCCAAGACAGAACUUGAAGCAGCUGCAGGAAAAGCUUCUAAAAAUAGACGUAGUAACCCUCCUAGAGUUGCUAAAGAGGGGGUUACAUACCGUGAUGAUAACGAUAAUCUGGAGGAGGUGUUACAGUCUGAAUAUUUUUGUUGGCAGUGUAAAGAUUAUGUGAGGGGAGAAUGUGAACUACAUGGUCCUUUACUCCCCUGUUUAGAGGAUAUCAGCCAACCAGGAACUAAGAAGACUGCAAACUUUCCAGUUCCUAGUUGUAUUGAAAUCAAAGAAUCCACAAUUCCCAGGGCUGGAGAUGGAGCUUUUGCGUCUCAGUUUAUUGAAUCAGGAAGUAUAUUGGGUAACUACAAGGGAAAAGUCGUAUCAGAAAAGGAGUACAAGAAGUUAGAGUCUUCAGAUAAAGAGAGUGGAUAUGCGUGGAGAGCUGUUAGUCAGGACGGGGAUGUUAUCUAUCUAGAUGGGGCUAGUCACAGGGCUAGCAACUGGUUACGGUUUCUUAACUGUGCUCGGGGUCAAUGUGAAGAGAACGUCCUUAUUAGAAAUAUCCCAGGUCAGCAAUAUCAUUGCACUGCAACUGGUUGUCUUAAGCUGUUUAAGACACAACAAGAACUGGAGACACACACAUGUGGGAAAACUCGAGGAGUAUCAGGAAAAGAGAAAGUACACAAGUGUGCCACCUGUGGGAAGAUGUUUACUCGAAGAGCCAAUUUAACUAUACACAUCAGGAUAGUACACGAUAAGGUAGCGAGACUCAGCUGUCCCUACUGUAAAUAUAGGACUGAUCACCAACACGCUCUCACAUGUCACAUGUUAACUCACAAUGGGGACAAACAGUACAAGUGUAAACACUGUGACUAUACUGCUAUUACGAAGCAGAGUCUCACUUCUCACAUCUACAAUAACCACACUAACAAGACAUACAAGUGUCGGUACAAGCAGUGUGGUGUUAAGAAACCUUCUGAACAGGAACUAUAUGAUCAUAUCAGCACAGAGCAUCCACUACAAAAAUACCGAUGUGAUGUGUGUCCAAUGUCUUUUAACACAGCAGGACAACUUGGAUACCACAGGCGAACACAUGGUGAUCGUGAGCUAGAAUCACAACACGAGUGUAAGUACUGUGGAAAACUGUUUUUAAAAUCAGAUAAUCUGAAGAAACAUGCUCUGACACACACUGGAGAGAAACCACACAAGUGUAGUGUGUGUGGUAAAGGGUUUAAUACGAACAGUAGUUUAAAUAGACACAUGAGGACACACACAGGGGAGAAACCCUACUCCUGUUCUUACUGUGAUAAGAGGUUUUGUGAUAGUAAUAACAAAAACAAACAUGAAAUUUUUUGCAAGAAUAGACCUUGUUGAGAAUAUUGUUAUUGAGUUAUUGGUAACUUUCUGUUAUAGUUUGUCGAAUUACUUAAUGCUAACUGGACUAUUUCUUCUGUCAAAGUUAUUAAAUAAUUCUUAAUUGUAUUUGAUUUGUCAUUUUCCAACUGAUGUUCAAACUAAUAUUGUCAGAAUAACUUU